Messenger RNA from Parnassius apollo (apollo), 963 nucleotides. The record is from the annotation of a GenBank genome assembly. NCBI's taxonomy places the organism in Eukaryota, Metazoa, Arthropoda, Insecta, Lepidoptera, Papilionidae.
AUGGUUAGUGCAGAACUUCUACAUAAAAUUGAUAAUCGUCUAAAACAAAUAACAGGCAAAAACACAGAUUUCGGAAGUAUAGAUGUUAUUUUGAUCGGAGAUUUACGGCAAUUGCCACCAGUAAGAUCGACACCAAUUUACAAGACAAUCAGAACGAGCAUGAUUGGACCGCAUUUAUGGAGAAAAUUAAAAUUUUAUCAACACACUACAGUAAUGAGACAAGCUAAUGUUGCAUUUUCACAAGUUUUGACAAAAAUAGGUAAUGUAGAUGUACUAGAUGAGCAUGAGUUUCAACUUAUUGAAUCGAGAUUUUUCAAAAAAGAGUAUGUUGCUGCAUUAUGUCCUGAUAUAGUUCGUUUAUUUUUUAAAAAUGAAGAAGUUGCCGCCUAUAACAAUUUGAUUUUGAGCCAAUGUGAAAACAAAGUUCUUUCAACGUCCGUAGACGUCAUUAUUGGCGCUAAAAGUGCUGAGCAAGAAGCUAACUUUAGACUUAAAUUACAUAAAAAAUCUGUUAUUGACACUGGAAGACUGCCUUAUCACAUUACUUUUGUCGUUGGAAAGCAUUAUGUUAUUACAACUAACAUCGACGUUACUGAUGGUUUGUGCAAUGGUGCUGUUGGGAAAUUGGUACAUCUAGAAUUUGAUGAAAGUAACACAUUAAUAAGAGUUUGGCUGGAAUUUUGUGGUUCAGAUAAAGUGGGUAGGAAAAAAAGGCAAAAAGCAGCCGCUCUAGCAGUGCAAAACAGAGUUGGCAAUCUCGCUGUUCCCAUUGAAUUACGAACAGCAAAUAUUUCAUUAACAUCGGAUAGAAAAUGUAUAGCCAAACGCAAACAUUUUCCAUUAACUUCAGCUCUUGCUCUAACUAUACAUAAGUCGCAAGGUGGAACUUUUGACGAAAUAGUAUAUGAGUAUAGUAAAGCACAUUCUCAGGAACUCGUUUAUGUUGCGCUCUCGGGUGACUAA